AUGUCGGGAACCGAUCCAGCAAGCUGCAAAAAAGGUGUUUGCCCUUGCGAUGAGCAGGGUCAAUGUAAUUGUAAGAAGAAUGUAAAAGGCCUGAAAUGCGACACGUGCGAUGCUUAUAGCUUCAGCCUGGAGAAAUCAAAUCCAUUGGGCUGCACCGAUUGCUUUUGCUUCAACCGGACCAACUUCUGUGUCCAGAGCAGUCUUGUCUGGCAGCAAGUUUAUGCUCCCGAUCGACAGGUUCAAGGAUUCAACUUUCAUAUGACUUUAGGCUACAAGUACUGUGAAAUACAGUUGAGGCCUCUUCCACAUAGUCUUCUGGGUGAUCGAAUCGCAUCAUACAACGGAUUUAUUCGUUUCAAAAUCGAAAAUGAUGAUAAUUAUCGCGGUAUUCAAAAUGUUCCACCUGAUGCUCAGCAUUUCCGCUUUUUCCCGCAAGUUGUAUUGGUGGGAAAUCAUCGCAUUAUUCUCGAGCAUACUCCUGAAGUAAUCAACGAUUUGGGGCGUUACAAGGUACGAUUGCAUGAAAGCCAGUGGCGAUCUCGGCUGAGUCCUGAAAUUCCGGUCACACGCAAGCAGCUAAUGGUCGCAUUGCAAAAUGUCCAAGGAAUCUAUAUCAGGGCUACUUAUAAUUAUCCAUCAAGGGGCGAUACAGCUUCAAUGCGCGAAACCAGUAUUGACGUUGCAGUAUGGGAAAAUACGACGGAUUUGGUUAAUUCAACAGCAAUAGGCGUAGAAAUGUGUGAAUGUCCGCAGGGCUACGCGGGUAAUUCGUGCCAGGAUCCUGCAGAAGGUUACUGUCGUAAAAGGCAACCAGAUUUUCUGAAUAGUCCGGAUGACCUGGCUCUGGUUGGCGGGCCUCAACCGUGCGCAUGUAAUGGACAUUCGACAACAUGUGAAGCCGAAACCUGCCGGUGUACGAACUGCGAACACAAUACAUUCGGUGAUUAUUGUGAAUUGUGCAAACCUGGAUAUCAGGGCGACGCAUUGGUUGGUGGUGCAGAUGCAUGUACAAAAUGUGCAUGCCCCUUACCGGAUAAUAGCUUCAGCGAUACCUGUGUAGCAACAAAUCAUGGCCGUGGGUAUGAAUGCGAUGCUUGUAAGCCUGGAUACACAGGGCUGUAUUGCGAAAGUUGCUUAAGUGGUUAUUACGGGAAUCCAAAUGUGUUGGGUGGUUUCUGCGAGCAGUGUGCCUGCCAUCGCGAUGGCUCACUGGAUGAUACCUGCGAUCAGGUAGCCUCUGAAUCGUUUUAUCUAUUGUUGUUGCACCGAAUUUAG
Molecule: messenger RNA, 1275 nt
Organism: Gongylonema pulchrum
Lineage: Eukaryota; Metazoa; Nematoda; Chromadorea; Rhabditida; Gongylonematidae
Source: the annotation of a GenBank genome assembly